AUGGACAAUGGAAUGUUUUCUAGCUUUGUCAUGAUCAAAAACCUCCUUCUCUUUUGCAUUUCCAUGAAUUUAGCCAGUCACUUUGGCUAUUCACAAAUGCCAACAAGUUCAGCGAAAGAUGAGACCAAUGAUAAUAUUACAAUAUUUACCAGGAUUUUGGAUGGUCUCUUGGAUGGAUAUGACAAUAGACUGCGACCAGGACUUGGAGAGAGAAUAACUCAGGUGAGAACAGACAUCUAUGUUACCAGCUUUGGUCCAGUGUCUGAUACAGAGAUGGAGUAUACCAUUGAUGUAUUUUUCCGACAAAGCUGGAAAGACGAAAGGCUUCGUUUCAAAGGACCAAUGCAGCGUCUCCCUCUCAACAACCUCCUUGCCAGCAAGAUUUGGACUCCGGACACAUUUUUUCACAAUGGAAAAAAGUCUAUAGCGCACAACAUGACCACACCAAACAAACUCUUACGGCUGGAGGAUGAUGGUACCCUGCUGUAUACCAUGAGAUUGACUAUCUCUGCUGAAUGUCCGAUGCAACUUGAAGACUUCCCAAUGGAUGCACAUGCUUGUCCUCUGAAAUUCGGAAGUUAUGCAUAUCCUAAUUCUGAAGUGAUCUACAUCUGGACUAAUGGCACUGCUAAAUCUGUGGUGGUAGCAGAAGAUGGAUCCCGCCUAAACCAGUAUCAUCUGAUGGGGCAAACGGUGGGAACUGAAAAUAUCAGUACCAGCACAGGAGAAUACACAAUAAUGACAGCACAUUUCCAUUUAAAAAGAAAGAUUGGUUACUUUGUCAUUCAGACAUACCUCCCCUGCAUAAUGACAGUGAUCUUAUCCCAGGUAUCAUUUUGGUUGAACAGAGAAUCAGUCCCUGCUAGAACUGUUUUUGGAGUAACUACAGUGCUAACAAUGACAACCUUGAGCAUCAGUGCCCGAAACUCUCUGCCCAAAGUUGCUUAUGCAACCGCAAUGGACUGGUUCAUAGCUGUGUGCUAUGCUUUUGUAUUCUCUGCAUUGAUUGAGUUUGCCACAGUGAACUAUUUUACAAAGAGAAGCUGGGCAUGGGAUGGCAAAAAAGCUCAAGAAGCAGCCAAAAACAAGAAAAAGGAGCGGGAAAUAUUUAUAAAUAAAUCAACAAAUGCUUACAAUACUGGAAAGAUGACCCAUCCUCCAAACAUCCCAAAGGAUCCAGCUCCAUCAGGGAUCUCAAAUGCAACUCCUGUUCCAGUGAAACCUGCAGAAGAAAAGCCUCCUGAAAGUAAAAAGACAUAUAAUAGCAUCAGCAAGAUUGACAAAAUGUCCCGCAUUGUUUUCCCAGUUCUGUUUGGCACUUUCAACUUAGUAUACUGGGCCACAUAUUUGAAUAGGGAACCCGUUAUUAAAGGAGCCAUGCCUCCAAAAUAA
Messenger RNA from Gracilinanus agilis (Agile Gracile Mouse Opossum), 1392 nucleotides. RefSeq names its product gamma-aminobutyric acid type A receptor subunit alpha5 (gene GABRA5). Gene Ontology annotation, biological process: signal transduction; monoatomic ion transmembrane transport; gamma-aminobutyric acid signaling pathway. NCBI's taxonomy places the organism in Eukaryota, Metazoa, Chordata, Mammalia, Didelphimorphia, Didelphidae. Gene Ontology annotation, molecular function: transmitter-gated monoatomic ion channel activity involved in regulation of postsynaptic membrane potential; GABA-gated chloride ion channel activity; inhibitory extracellular ligand-gated monoatomic ion channel activity. The record is from RefSeq and is a predicted model, not a curated record. The transcript is spliced from 9 exons. Bases 1 to 1392 code for a protein of 463 amino acids. Gene Ontology annotation, cellular component: dendrite membrane; neuron projection; postsynapse.